CAUGAAGGUGAAGAAGAGCGGCGGGGCCGGGGCGGCGGCGGCGCGCACCGAGGAGGAACUGGGCCGGAAAGCGCUCAUCGGGCCCGAUGAUGUGCUGGGGCUGCAGCGGGUCACCAGCGAUUAUUUGUGCACUCCAGAGGAAAAUGUUUACAAGAUAGACUUCACCAGGUUCAAAAUCCGGGACAUGGAAUCUGGCACAGUCUUGUUUGAAAUCACCAAACCAGCAGCUUCAGAACGUGAACACAAUGACAGGAAGGACAUUGAUCCCAAUGCUGGACGGUUCGUUCGCUAUCAGUUUACUCCAGCUUUUCUCAGACUUCGGCAAGUGGGAGCCACGGUGGAGUUCACAGUAGGAGACAAACCCAUCAAUAACUUCCGCAUGAUUGAGAGGCACUACUUCCGGGAUCAGUUGCUUAAGAGCUUUGAUUUUGAAUUUGGAUUCUGCAUCCCCAGCAGUAAAAAUACUUGUGAGCACAUCUAUGAGUUCCCACAGCUCUCCGAGGAUCUCAUUCGAGAGAUGAUCCUGCAUCCAUAUGAGACACAGUCGGACAGUUUCUACUUUGUAGACAACAAGCUUGUGAUGCACAACAAGGCAGAUUAUUCAUACAGUGGAGGACCUUGAGGACAGGAUGGGCAGCCAAUCCGUGCUGGCCUUCCCCUUCCUAUUGAAGUCGUCAGGGAUAGCAACACCUCCAGUUCCGUUGCCUACAACGUCAGCUGGACAAGGAUCCACAACCCAAGGACUCUUUGUCACAGUAGGAGUUUCAUGACUAAAUUUGCCAGUCUCAUCCUUUUUGAGCUUUGAAGCAGACCCAGUUCUUCAGAACUUUCAGCUGUUCUAAAUGGUCUUUGGAUACCACUUCCCUAAGUUCUUUCAGUGUCUGCUCUGAAAAUGGCCUUGUGGGACCUGAGGGAUUUUGCCCUAAUUCUGUGGAUUUGUGUUCUUGCCCUCAAAUAUCUGUUAGGACGUGGUUGCUUUCAUAAAGAAUGUGAUCUGAGAAACCACCUGAGUGGAUGGAUGCAAAUGCAGAGUCCUGUUGAUUUGUUUCUCUGGGUCAAUUUCUCUUGUACACCCCAUUGAAAAUGUCAAGUGUAACAUCUUAUAAAAGCAAGUUUCAUCUUUAGAUUAGUUCUCUAAAACUGAUAUUUCAUCCUUUAGUUUUGGUCCUUCUAGUAAUAUUCUGUUUAAUGGCAGAGACACUGAAACUCAUAGUGAAGACUGAUAGUUCAGUGACAGAGCUGUUUUAAAUCAGGUACUGUCCUUUUACAUUUCAGAUGAAGGCAAAAAUAGCCUUGAGGGUUUAUGAACUUCCAUAAGCCUUUUCCACUAAUUUCUGGUUUUGCAAACUGAUUGCAGAAUAAUCAGGCAAAUUGGAAGGAUUUUAGCUUUAUUGAACAUUUUUACAUAGCUAACAUGCAGCCUGUUUGUGCUAUGUGUUUUCCACGUCUAUUUGCUUUCAUCUCUGCUCAAUACUAAGAUAAGGGCUUCAGCACUGCUUGUUAGAGCAAUGCUUUCAUUUGUCUAGGGCAGUUGGAGAGUGCUGGAAUUUCCAGUUUUCCAUUUGUAUCUGAAUUUGAAGAAUGUUAUGACAGUGUUUUCCCUUUGUUAAAAAUGUUUUGUGUUGGGUAUUAAUAUAGGUGAAACAGUAACUCAAAUGAUGUCAGACUUACUGUCUUAACAUUAAGUCUAAUGUAACAGUAAGCCUAUAACGUAGGACUUUAUGCACAGCAAAAAUUGAGCAAGAGCUCUCUUUUCAGACUCUACGAGGUUCAAGACCAUUUUUUCCCAAGUUUCUCAGCAUGUGCUUCUUAGAAAUGCAAAGAAGUAGCAGCAUCAAAGGAGUAAAUUAGUGUAUGCAAAGCAAAAGCUGAGAAGGCUGGGGGGGAUAGCCUGCUGUCAUGAAACCCUUACUCUAAAGUUCAGUUCACUGACACUUUAAACCAAUCAAAGGCAGUUGCAGUUUGUAGAUAUUUCUAUAAAUACUUGAUGUCUCCAUGUCUAAUUCUGUGAGUUGAAGUGGAACAUUCUAUGUUAGCCUCAGAUAGGUGUGAUUGUAAUGAUUUUUAUAAAAUACCAUUUCCAGUAGUGAUUAAACAUCUUUCUAGUCACAGCUGAUUGGAACUGCAAAUGGUUCCAACUGUAGCUGUCUGCCUAAGAGCAGGGAGGGGUUCGUGCUCCAUCUGGCCUUGUGGUCACUAUUAAAUGUGUUACCAUUUGUAUUUGGCUUGGCGUUCUUUACUUCUGAGAGAAGAUCCAGUUUUCUAAAGGAAAAGCAGUGAAUUUAGGGUACAGCACAGGUUUUUUAAAAGAUCAUAGCUAAGAAAGUGCAAAAAGUUCACUAAUUUUACACAACUAAUAUCUUGUAAUUAGCACAGCAAGACUUGUAUUUAUCACUAGUUUUUGUUUCUAGUGUAUUAAAUCAUGCAUUAGCCUACAGCUUAUCUGAGAGUAAAAGAAUUUCCUUGUUAUUUGUAUGAUGCUUUGAACUCCCGAUUAGUAAGUUUUAUAGCACAAUAAUUAUUAAAGGUGAAAAUAGCUUCCAAAAAUCUAGGUCUUUCCAUCAGCCCACUGCUUUUCGCAUCAGGGCUGUUAAACUAUCUAUUUAUUUAAUGACAUUCUGCAAGUUUAAGUAUUUAUGAAUUUUGUUCCAACUCUUGAAGGAGAAGACACACUGAUUUGAAGACAAGGCAGCUCGUGUGUUUACAACUAGCACCCCAUACAAGUUUUUUUGGGGGUAUCUUUCACCUGCUGUUUGUAAGAAUCUUUUCUGUGCAUAAGAUUUUCCAAGCUGUCUAGCAAUGGUGCUUGCCCCGGAUUGCCAGUCAUACGUUUGGUUUUUCAAAUGUAUGGAUGUUUUAAACAGAAAUACAAAUCUGAGUGUAUUUUUGGUGAGAGCAGCUGUCCUUUGGUGCAGAUUCUUGGGUUAUUGUACUGAGUAUCCUCUCUGUACAGCUGAUCUGAGAGAGUCAUCUCCUUUUUUAUGCUACCUCCUUUUAAGACUUUGGACUUCAAAACCAAAAGUAAUUCCAUGACAGUAUUACUGUGACCAACAGAAACCUGAGUGGUAGAUGUGCCCCUUUAGAAAUGAACCUAGAGUAAGUUACCACGUUCCCAAUAGUGCAGUAUGUUGCUGAAUGGACUUCCUGACACUCUGCAUUUUGUGGUAGGUUUGAGGUUAAGAGGCUUAACUACCUGCUGCUGCUCUCCUGGGUUCUGUUGUUCUGAUAAUGCAGGUUCUAUGGGUAAUUAUUUCAGGCCAACAGAGAAUUCAGUGUGAAUCAGAUAGGAAAUAUUUUAUUGAGUGAAUUUGUUGUCUUCUAUUAUUAGGAAUACUCUAAACCAGGAACAAAUAUCGGACAUUUUCAAUGAAAUAAAUUCCUACCUGUUUUAGCUUUAGCUUUUCAGUUUGGAGAAUUCUACUUUGUUUUAAAAAGUCCCUGCAGUUUGCUGCAAAUAACAGGUCCAGAUUCUUAAACCAUAGCAAAUGACAAAACUUUCUGUGGGGAGUGUAAUGAAGGUGCUUUUUAAUUUAUUCUACAUAGAAACACUUUGUUAGCAUCUUUUUAAGGUCACCUACACCCAUGUUUACAAACAUGUGGGAAUCACUGUCCAAGGGAAAGGUGCCAUACCUUUCUCCUUGCUUAUGCAGCAGUAUAAUGUGUAGGGUUGACAAGAGGCAUUGUAUUGUGUACAUAAACAGCACUAGAAGAAGAGUGUUUCUUCAAAGACUUGUGCAGUGCAGUUGCUAUUUUAAUGCCACUUCUGUCCUUGUUUUGCAUGAAACUAUAUGCAAUAUUUAAUGUUAAAGGCCACGAUUCAUACAGCACUUAACAGCAACUUCCAUCUGAAAGGGAGCUGAGAGCUCUCAGGUCAGUUGCAGAAUGAAACCCACAAUUGUUUUCCCCCUUGAAUUGGCAGCUGAUUUUUAUUAUAAACCAGUUGAAAAUCAAAUCUUAACAGCAUUGUUCACAGGAGAAUUUAUUCAUCUCCUGGACUAGUUAUUAGUUUGUAUUUUAAUAUGAAUCAUUACUGGGUUUACUUUGGAAGUUUAUCUCCAAAAUCACCAUAUAUUGGCUCUGGAAAGAGAAUUCUUUGUCUUUAAAAAACCAUUUUAAUUAGCACCACGGCUCUGUUUUAACAAAGCAGUCAGGAAACUUGGGAUCUGCCGUUCUGAAAGUGAAAGAAAACAUCUUAAGAGCUAACCAAGAUUAUCUGCUAAUAAUGACUUGCUGUUUCCUGUCAUAAGACAGGAUUAGACGUGUACUUUAUGAGUCAAUCUUGGAAAAAAGGAACCAAGUCUCUGUGAGUGCUAACAGUGACAUAAUUUUUCUGAGACAAGGAAAUUCCAACUCAACACAUUCUUCUUCUUUCUCAGUUUUGGAUUCCUGUGAACUUCAGGGGUUUUAAAGAAAAGCACCAGUAAUACACUUGUGAUUAACCUUCAUGCUCAUAGUCUCUCUCUAUGUCUUCUUUUAGAGCAGAGUAGCGUGGCUGUGUGUGAAAUAUUGCAGGCUACCAAGUUCCAAACGCCUUCAUUUUGAGCAGUCUAUUAGAGUUUAUUGAGAAAUAGUGCUACGUGUUGAGCCCUAAAAACUAAAUUCCAAUCUUCAUGACAAUAAUUAAUGCAAAGAUGAUUUGGGGCCUAUUUAAGGUAAGAAAAGGCUGAUACCCAACUUUUGUACUUAGUAUUAUAAAACUGUUAUUCAUAACUUGAAAAAAAAUAGGGUGAGCAGCUCUUUUUUUAAUUAGAUCUGGCUAGAAAUUAAACGAUAGAUUAUUGCUGUCCCUUGGGGGGGCAGAGGCAGCAUCUAGGACUGUAUGUAUCGCACAAACGCUCAAUAGGUUUGCCUGUGUUGACUCCAGUGGUUAAAGUUAUCUUGGGGAAACAAUAAGGGAGAGGGACAGGGCAAUUUAAUCUAAAUGGAACCACGAGCUUUAAGGCCAUGGUGAAUGUGUAAUGCUUUUUCUCUUGAGUUUGAGAUAUCUGGUAAUGCUCAUUAGCAGUUCUUUUCCAUACCCCCCGCAUAAGCACUAAGUUUAUACAAAUGUUUUACUAUUAAUCAGAUAUUAAAUAUCACUGACAGCUCAUAUAAUUUUUAAAGGUGGAGAGUGUGGUACUGUAGGCCUCAAGCUGUAGCUCGGUUGUUUUCUAAACCACAGCCUGACUAGGCAGGUGAAAUUGUGUGUUUUGUAUCUGUUCACAAGCUGUAGUUAACUGCCUCCCUAGAAUCACUGUGUUAAUGCCUGCUGUGAUGUCUGCUUGUGUCUUAAUGCUACACUGAGAAAACCUGUUUGAAUGUGACAUUGACUUUUUUGCAUAGAAUCAGAGGUGUCUGUAUUAAAAUGUAUUUAAAAAAAUAUAUUUUUUGUGGAAGGAAAGUAGGAUUCUAGUUAAUAUACCACUGGGGAAAAAAUGUUAGGAACAUUUUUACCCAGUUCAUUUAUAAUUCUUUGUAUCUUGUUAGUUACCUGAUUUGUUUCCUAUAAGAACAUCCACUGUGGCCCAUUUCGAGGCAAUGCAAUGCACUGUUAUGCAGAGAAUCUGGUUUUCAGAAAACUGGAAGUCUUUUGUUUCCUUUUGGGACAGUAGGAAACUGAGUAGGUUGCCAGGAGAGAACCUUGGCACCGAACCCACGUCUGUGGCUUUGGCUUCAGUAACUAGUCUGUCUGACUUGUUUGCAGCUAGAUAAGUAGCAAGAGCAAAGAUUGAGACUUCAGGAUAAAGAAAAUUAGAUGCUACAAUUUAGUCUUCCUGUAGGAGAAGGGGAGUACUGAAAUUAAUUUAUACAAGGAUAAACUAGGGAGUACACUUGCCUAAAGUGAUUUAAUAUUGGCAGCUUAGUCAUCAAUGUGCAUCCUAGGGAAUCUGCUUAACUUUUUCCAUUACCUUGGAAAACAGUUACAAACCAUGUCACUUUCAUCAGCAAGUGUUUCCUCUCCUGUAACAAACUGCAAAAUGUAAGAAAGCUCAAUAAAUGAUUGAUCCUAGA
Melopsittacus undulatus (budgerigar) is the source of this 5991-nucleotide messenger RNA. RefSeq names its product unc-119 lipid binding chaperone (gene UNC119). Gene Ontology annotation, cellular component: spindle pole; intercellular bridge; spindle midzone. Bases 2 to 622 code for a protein of 206 amino acids. Gene Ontology annotation, molecular function: lipid binding. The transcript is spliced from 5 exons. The record is from RefSeq and is a predicted model, not a curated record. Gene Ontology annotation, biological process: lipoprotein transport; positive regulation of protein tyrosine kinase activity; negative regulation of clathrin-dependent endocytosis. NCBI's taxonomy places the organism in Eukaryota, Metazoa, Chordata, Aves, Psittaciformes, Psittaculidae.